Lineus longissimus is the source of this 2912-nucleotide messenger RNA. RefSeq names its product organic cation transporter protein-like. Gene Ontology annotation, cellular component: membrane. The record is from RefSeq and is a predicted model, not a curated record. Gene Ontology annotation, molecular function: transmembrane transporter activity. The coding region runs from base 354 to 1979 and encodes 541 amino acids. Gene Ontology annotation, biological process: transmembrane transport. The transcript is spliced from 9 exons. NCBI's taxonomy places the organism in Eukaryota, Metazoa, Nemertea, Pilidiophora, Heteronemertea, Lineidae.
CUAUAUGAAGCUUUUGGAUAUUUGUUAAUAAGCAGUUGUCUGGUCCGUUGUCUGCUGUAAAGACUUGGUUUAGUUCACUAGUUGGAAAAUAAUCGAAAUCAUUUAGUGACCGGCAUCCGGGAAUCAAAACCUCCGUAGUUGUACAGAAUUUAGUGGAUGAAGGUCAUCAGAAGCAAUGUCAAGAAUACCAUGAAGUCAUCGGGAGUUAGUUGCACCCUUGGUCAUGAAAAGAACCUUACUAAGAUCAUAGAUUAAGACGCUGAAUCACACCCACUUCUACAAGAGAUUUGUUCUGUCAGAACAUCGAUUGAAACAAAGAAAUUGACGCUACCAUCAAUUACUGACUAUACAUCAUGUUUGACCCAGAACGUCUUCUCCAGUAUCUGGGUAACCCUGGAAAGUACCAAGUCUUCCUCUACUUUCUUGUUGCCUCCAACCACAUAGCCAUGUGUUUCAACAAUUUAAACAUGGCAAUUUUUGGUGCCAAGAACCCCCACCACUGCAAGCUGCCUGAGAACGUCACCAGGGAUGCAGCCAUUCCUAAUAUCACCAAAGCCUACGGGGAAGUCACGUUUCAGUCAUGCAAAGUGUACACCAAUUACAGCUCGUUAUCCAACUUAACUGAGUAUUGUCCAAAUGGUUGGGAGUAUUUGGGGGAAUCUGGGGAGAAAAACAUAAUCAUGGAGUGGAACCUUGUUUGUGACGAUGCUUACUUGAACGGCCUGUCAACGACAAUCUACUUCAUUGGUGUCAUGAUUGGUGGACUAUUAUUCGGAACUUUGUCCGACAAGUAUGGGCGCAGACCAACUUUGCUGUUUACGCUAUGGGGCCAGAUGGUGCUUGGGGUCAUUUUGUCGUUUCUUCACAACUUCAUUGCAUUUAUGGUUGUGAGAUUCUUUAUGGGAGCUUUGUUACAGGGUAUGCAAGCCAUUUCUGUAGCUCUCGUGAUGGAAUUCUGCCAAAAGAAGCACAGAACACCAGCAGGGACUAUCUUUGGGGUGUUGUGGGCGACUGGGAUCAUGUACUUGGCCUUCAUAGCUUGGCUUAUCAGAGACUGGCAUUACAUCCAACUCGCACUCAGCCUUCACAGCAUUCUCACUUUAUCCUACUUCUGGCUUGUACCUGAAUCCCUGCGUUGGUUUUCAACACAUAACAAACUGGAUGAAGCAGAGGCAACCUUGUUGAUGUUGGCCAAGCGUAAUCGGGUCCAGCUCCCUUUUGAUCCACUUGGUAGGAAGGAGGAAUCUGGCAUGUCCGGGGAACAGCUUCAGAAAGUGGAGGUUGUCCCAGUCAAGAGUCACUCUGCACUGGAUCUCUUCAAAACUCCUGAGAUGCGGAAAAGGUCAUUUGUGAUGGGUUACACAUGGCUGGCUAUUGCUGUUGGCUAUUAUGGUCUUUCAUUAAACAUAUCGUCAUUUGCUGGUAACAUCUAUCUGAACGUCUUCAUCAUGGGAGCUGCCGAACUUCCAGCUUACAUUUGCAGCAUCUACAUCCUUGGCAGAUUUGGUCGAAAGAAACCAUUGUUUGCGUACCUGCUAAUAGGUGGAGUAAUGUGUAUCGUCGCAGCUGUUAUCCCCGCAAGAACAGCUUCUGGUCAAGAUAUCAGUAUCGCAGCAACUGUUGUUGCGCUGAUCGGCAAGUUUGGCAUGGCGGGUUGUUUUAGCGUGAUCUUUAUGUAUACAUCGGAACUCUUCCCAACUGUGAUACGGAACGUGGCGGUCGGUGCUUGUGCUUGUAUGGCGAGAUUUGGAGGUGUGCUGGCCCCUCAGAUCUUAUUACUGGGAGAGGUCACAUAUACUCAAGUACCAUUCUUCAUCUUCGGAGCUUUGGCCAUUGUUGCAGCUGGGCUUACCUUCCUGCUGCCAGAAAUGCUAGACAAAAAACUUCCUGAUACUAUUGAAGACAUAGAACAAUCACAUGUUAAGACACCACCGCAUAGAAUUGCUGACAUCUCAUUACAUGACAAUGGCAAUAUAUAGAAGUACCAUGUUAGAGUAGCGCAGUGGAAGAGAGUCGGCCUCAUGAUCAGGAGGUCGUGGGUUCGACUCCCGGCCGAGUCACUGCUUAGUUCCCCUACUGGUCGAGUUCAAGUGAGCACCUUCUGGGGUUGCUCCUUGAAACCCCUGAUUGAUUUCUGUGGAGACCGGGGUAAUAAUAUGAUAUCCCCAAGCGCUUUGAGCGGCCAGUGGAUGGUUGGAUACUGCGCUAUAUAAGACUCGUAUUAUUAUUAUUAUUAUUUGAUAGUUCUACGCUUAACAGUUCCAAUUUAGAUGACUUUUAGACCAUUAUUAGGAAACAUCAUGCAUAAUCUUUGACGACCCCACCCUUAGAAGUUCUGAUGGAGUUGAUGAGUGUUUGUUUGACAACUCCUUUUCUUGUUAGAAUAUGUUGGUUACUCUACCUCAGGAUUUUUACACUACUGCUUACCAGUCAUUCCUUGGCUGUUGUUAAGUAGGUUAUGAUUGCUCAAAAUACAUUUCAAAUAAUCGAAGUAUUAUCUGUACUAUCUCCACAGAUGCAGCUGGGAAAAAGGUAAAGAAUCCGUUGGCAUCUUAAAUAGAGACAGCCUGGCUUAAACUAAUAAUUUUUGAACAAAAAAGGAGUUGGCCCCAAAAAAUGUGCAAAACAUUGUAUCUAAUGUUACAGACUGUUAGGUGCUGCUACCUGCUAGGAUUUUGUCAGACUACUGUUGAAACAACACCAUAGUAUAUCUAAUGGCAUUGGAGUCUUCAAAGUCAGAAACUGUAAAAAUUGUUGUAGUUUUCUGCAAUGAUGAUUGAGUCGAAAUCAAAACGGGUUUUGAUACAUAGGACAUGUGCAGGCAAAUGUAUGUCAGCUGCUGAGUUUGGAUGUUGUCAUUUAUGUUAUUUAUGCAAAAGGAAUAAAAUCUUGACAUUUUGAUUUAAAACAAA